AAGCUACAAUGCUAACAUUACAUAUUUAACCACUCUGGCCUUGCUUUAAAAGCUUGCAGGUUGGAUGUGACCCUCAGUGACACACACAUGAUAGUGAACUCACCAGAGCUUGAUGACCUCAAACCACUGCACAGCAAACACACACUUGAAACAGUUACCCUCCUGAUUACACACUGAUUUACAUGGAUGGGGAUUUCUGCACAGAAUAACUGAAGACAUGAACACCUUCACAAACCCUUCCCCCUCUGAGCAGCUUCAAUCAAUCCUAUCGUUUUGGACAUAAAUAAAAAACCAUUAAUCUUUGAUAGGACAGCAGCUGGUUGUAAUAAUAGCAGCACUUUUGUGUUGCUAUGUUGAGAGAAGUGGCAGGACAUUUUCUCAUGGAGCUGUCCACUGAGAGAGGUCGUGGAAGAUCUGCCAUCUGCACUUGCUUGAAAACUCCUCCUUUCUAAAGACAGAAGAGGGACUGUUGAAUUUGCUUCAUUCCUUCAGAUCCGAGUGUCAUCACUGUCGGCUGACAAGAAUGUGCAGAUCUGCAUGUGGCAGGCCUGGAUGGCACUUGAAGUAAUUGCACUGGUAGCUGAUGGACUUGGAAAGAGACAAUCUAAUCAUUCUAAUCAAAGAAUCAUUCUGUGCUACAGCUUGGGGCUGAUGAUUCCUUUUUCUGCAUGUGCUCUGCAAGAAUCAACAAAAAGAAAUGUUUUUGAUGCAUCCAAUGACUUGAUACAGACCAGCUGUUAAAUUUCAGAUCUAUGUGUUUUUUAUAGCUGAGAUGUGAUUUUUGUGGUUCCUCCUUAAUGAAAAUCCAGAGUCAUCACAAUUCCCAGAGCCCCAAACCCUGACACCUUAAAGUCAAAUUCCCAAUACCACUUGCUUGUCUUAGAAGUUACCACCUCCCUUUCCCCUUAUUUCUAGCCUUGUGCUGUAAAAUCAAUGCUUUUAAGCAUGUAAAAUCCUAACCUUAAACUCAUUUACAUCUACCUUCACUUUAACCCUUACCCCUCGCUAUCUUUAGACAUUUGGAGCCCUUUGAUACCCCUCUCACCAUCAUGGCCUUGGAUCAGUGGCCCUUUCUCCCAACUCCCCCCAACAUCUCCAUGCCUGAGCCCCUCCUCUACGAUAGCUACUUCCAGGGGAAUGAGUCUGACCUGGAUCUGAACACAUCAGAGACCAAGGAGCGUCAUCAGGACAAGACCAGCUCUGUGGUCAUCACCUUCAUCUACUUCGUGGUAUGUGCCGUGGGACUGUGCGGCAACACCUUGGUCAUAUACGUCAUCCUGCGCUACGCCAAAAUGAAGACGGUGACCAACAUCUACAUCCUGAACCUGGCGGUGGCAGACGUUCUGUGUAUGAUGAGCCUGCCGUUCAUCGCCCUGCAGCUGACACUGGUGCACUGGCCCUUUGGAGAAGUGCUUUGCAGGGUGAUCAUGACUGUAGACUCUCUCAAUCAGUUCACCAGCAUAUUCUGUCUGAUGGUGAUGAGCAUCGAUCGAUACUUGGCUGUGGUCCACCCAAUUAAGUCAACAAAAUGGCGGAAGCCCCGUGUAGCCAAGCUAAUUAACCUGACAGUGUGGGUUGUGUCGCUGUUAGUCAUCCUACCUACUAUGAUCUUCAGUGGCCUGGACAAGGUGCCAGUAUGUGGGAUUGUGUGGCCGGAGCCCCAGGAUGUCUAUUACACAGCCUUCAUAUUCUACACCUUCUUCAUUGGGUUCUUCCUGCCGCUAACGGUCAUAUGUCUGUGCUACCUGCUCAUUAUAGUCAAGGUUAAGUCGUCUGGCAUACGAGUGUGUUCCACCAAGCGCAAGCGCUCCGAGCGUAAGGUGACACGGAUGGUGUCCAUCGUGGUGGCGGUGUUCGUCCUCUGUUGGCUGCCUUUCUACAUUUUCAACGUCACCUCCGUCACCGGCUCCAUCAAGCCCACCUCUGCUGUGAAGAGCACCUUCGACUUUGUAGUGGUGCUCGGCUACGCCAACAGCUGCGCCAACCCCAUCCUGUACGCUUUCCUGUCAGACAACUUCAAGAAGAGCUUUCAGAACGUUCUGUGCCUGAAAAAGGUAGCGGGCCUGGACGAGAUUGAUCGCAGUGACAGCAGGGCAGACAGGAGCAGGAUGGCUAACGAUGCCGCAAUCAUCAGUGCCAACUUGGAGACUCACAAUGCUGCACUGCUCAAUGGCGAGCUUCAGACCAGCAUCUGAGGGUAAAGGAGCGGCAGUCGCAUCCAGGGAGGCUAGAGAGAGAUCAGUGGUGCUUGGGGCUUCCAGACUAAUGGGCCACCACUGCACUGCUAGUGACCCCUGUUCAAAGAUGCGGGGCAGGAGGAUGAUGUACUGCUAUUGCUCAUGGAGAAUGACAUAUGAGUAAAGUCUAAGUAAAAAAUAAAUUCAGGUCAGGAAAAGUACACUGACUCCGGCUCAAAACUCAAAAUAUGUGGGUUAAUGAAGCAACUUGAGUUCGCCCUGAGGUGGAGCAAAAAUGUAUCUUGACUAUUGAUUUUCAAAACUGUAGAGACUAGUGAUGUUGAAAUCAAACACAAAUAAGAGUGCUGUUCAUGUUUGCCAUCUUGAGAUUUCUGUUGAUUUGUCAGAAGUGAAGCAAAAUUGAACCAAGAUCAGAGAGUGGACUGUUCACCCAUGGCAGAAAUAUUUGAGGGUUUGAGUACCAUCCAUGCCCUGCUUGAGUUUUUUGAGAGCUAUGAAGGCUCGGCACUGAAUUCUCUGAAUGUGGAAAUACUGGUGAAAAGGUCGGCAAAACAUGUCAGUGGAAAACAGAAGUGUUAUUCAAAAAGGUAUUCUAGACUUUGAAAGACAAAAAUCAGAAACCACAACCCUGAACAGUUUCAUGGUCAUGUCUUAUUCAUCUAAGACCAGUCCGGGAAACAAAAUGGCAUAGCCCUCCAACAAAUGAAGGAUGCUCUUUUCCCUCUCUAGCUGUCAUCUCAACUGGAGAAGCUGCAUUGAUUCGUAAACUCCUGAAUUUAACAUCCUGGAUGGGUUUAUUGAUCAAGUGGAAGGGUAGGAAAACAUCUCAGCAGCUGCUCUGACCUUGCUACCAUUAAAAAAGCUUCAGUUUGUACAUACAAAAUAGUUUUCUGUCAACCUCUGGGGAAAAAUUCUGCAUAUUGAUGAUGCAAGUGUCCUAAAAUGAAUUUCAAAGGCAAUCCCUGCUGUAAAAUUCUGCAUGGUUAAGAUGCAUCAAGGACAGCUCUGAAAUUACUUUUGGGAAACCCAUCAUUCGUACUCAAUAUUUCACUGUACAUUGGUCUUUACGAUAGUUGCUCUCCGUGCCAGCGGUGCCAUUGUAAAGAGCCCAUUUGUUCUUGUAAAGUGCUGUGUUUUGAUAGUAUAAGAUUUCCUCCUGAGUUCAUUUUGAAAUGUGGUCGCCACCCUCAGUUUCACAUUUGGUUCAGCCAGCGUGUGCUUGCAAAAAUUUCACAGAAGGCAGGAAAAUGUGUCACAUUCAGAGAGGGAGGAAGAGAGGAAUAUGGAGAUAGAAUGAACUAAAGCUUGUGUCUGUAUUAGUGUAUCUACUGAGAACACAAAACAUGAAGGCCACGCUUGAGAGGUUCUCACUGAGGCAUACGCUCAUUUCACUGUAUGGCAAAUAACACAAAAAGCAUUUGAUUAAUGUGACCUUGAGUUCUCAGUAGCAUUUCAUACACCCAAUGAAUAGUAAAAGGAAUAAGCGGGCAGCUAUAGUUAACUCCAGUUUAUACCAGUACUCUAUAUAUUUAGAGGCUUCUUAUAAGAGACAUGAAGGUCAGGAUGCCAGGCUGAGUAAUGGAACAAUCAAUCAAUCAAUCAGUAGAACAUCAUUUUCUUUUUUACCAUGCCCAUUUAUGGUCCCCAUAGGACUGACUGUAACAUAGUAACUGUCCACCUAGCACCAUCAUUAGGUCAUAUAUAUAUAUUUUUUUUAUGACCAAAUGUCUAAUUCCCAUCAAGCUCAGCUGUACUUUGCAGCUUAGUGCUAAUUAAGAAAUCAGCAUGCUAACACGCUAAACUAAGAUGGUGUACAGAGUAAAUAUUGUAACUGCUAAAUGUCUGCAUGUUAGCAUUGUCCUUGUGAGCGUUAGCAUACUGAUGUUAGCAAUGAGCUCAAGUACAGCCACAGCAUGGCUUUAGACUAUUAGUGCUGUGAAUUGGUCUGUUCAUUUUUACAUAAUGUUCAUACUGAUCCAGCUCCAAUUAAGAUAUAAGGUCAUCAGCCUCUAAUGUAAACGCUGACCGUUUGACAUCAUUAUCAGCUUUUAUAAAUUACGUUGCUGGUUCUGUUGCUAGCUAAAACAAUACCACUCUGCUUACUUAACGGGGCUAAUUCCACUAAGCUACAACUUCCUAGUAGAGCGAGAGCCAAAGGAGCUACAACAAAAGACCUUGUCACAAUAACCUGAGUUUGGAAACCUUAUCACUCCAUUAAUGCUGAGUGAAUGAGCCCACAUCCACAAUGUGACAUCUAUUUCCGUUUUAGCUUUCGGACUGUUUGUGCACAUAAUUCCUCUAACGGACCUCCAUGAUGGAGUCACAUCUAGUUGGCGGGAUAUUUGCCAAACAACUGCAAAGCCUCUGGAGUAAUAAGGUCACCCGCCAUAUGCUGCAGUGUCACAUUCACUUCAUCCCAGCAUAUCAGUCAAGUCAGAAACCAUCAAUCAGUGCAAUCAAAAGAGUUGAGGAGCAAGGCAGGGCUUGUCCUGGGAGGUUACUACGGAAAAUAAUUAUGUGUGGCCACGCGCACACAGAGAUACCUGUAUCACAGUUGGUAGUGGACCACACAGCCAAUAAUUUGGCAUGGCCUUCUCUCUGUGCUGUCACUGCUAGUAGUAGUAAUUGUAGCAGGGUCAUUCUUAUCUUUUCUCACAGGUCAAAAAAGUAUCACACACUCAAGUUCACAGGCAUGUGUGCAGGUACAGUCCCAGAUGAUGCAUAUAAAGACAAAACACACACUCUCGUACCCUUGUUGCUCACAAUGUGUCACACAGACGUAGGCUCCUUGCACCCAAGUCUGAGUAAUUGGAAGGUGAUAAGGGUGACCAAUUCUGCAUUAGGGAGUCAUACUGACCCAGCGGAGACUGUGUAUGUACGCAUGUUUUUCUGUGUAUAAUAAUCUAACACAGCCCAAACCAAAGGCUUUACGUGAGUGACACCCACAACCAGAAGUAUGUUUGGAUUGUAAUUUGAUUAUCAAAUGUAGAACCUGUAGAAAAACCUGUGAAUCAUCCCUAAACAUGCACUAUCUUCCUGAA
This is a messenger RNA of Micropterus salmoides (largemouth bass), 5239 nucleotides long. Its product is annotated as somatostatin receptor type 2-like. Gene Ontology annotation, biological process: cellular response to glucocorticoid stimulus; cellular response to estradiol stimulus; neuropeptide signaling pathway. The record is from RefSeq and is a predicted model, not a curated record. Gene Ontology annotation, cellular component: neuron projection; membrane. Bases 1050 to 2195 code for a protein of 381 amino acids. Gene Ontology annotation, molecular function: somatostatin receptor activity; neuropeptide binding. Lineage: Eukaryota; Metazoa; Chordata; Actinopteri; Centrarchiformes; Centrarchidae. The transcript is spliced from 4 exons.